Molecule: messenger RNA, 1146 nt
Organism: Manihot esculenta (cassava)
Lineage: Eukaryota; Viridiplantae; Streptophyta; Magnoliopsida; Malpighiales; Euphorbiaceae
Product: probable carbohydrate esterase At4g34215
Exons: 2
Coding region: 125-868 (247 amino acids)
Source: RefSeq, a predicted model, not a curated record
GGUCUAGUCAACGACGUUCGUUCUAAGAGGACUAGGUGAAUACCCAUCGUUUUCCCUCAUCGAGCCAUUCAGUUCCCUGCGUCCCACUUCAUGACCCAGCAACCGAUCUAACAACCACCGGAAAAUGGAAAAAGUUUCCUCAAAACCCAAACAGAUUUUCAUCUUAUCCGGCCAGAGCAACAUGGCUGGUCGGGGUGGAGUAAUUAGAGAUCCCCAUCAGCACCACCAGCACUGGGACCAUGACGUCCCGCCGGAAUGCCAUCCUCAUCCAGAUAUCCUCCGGUUCACCGCCAAGCUUCAGUGGGUUGAAGCCCAUGAACCUCUCCAUGACGACAUCGACACUAAGAAAGUGUGCGGAGUGGGGCCAGGGAUGUCAUUCGCGAACUCCCUGAGAGAUUGCGGCGUCGGGGUGGUGGGUCUGGUGCCGUGCGCCGUAGGUGGGACGGCGAUUAAGGAGUGGGCUCGUGGGGAGGAGCUGUAUGAGACGAUGGUGAAACGGGCAAAGGAGAGUGUGAAGGAAGGUGGAGAGAUCAAGUGUUUGUUGUGGUACCAAGGAGAGAGCGACACGUCUACUGAACAUGAUGCUGAGGCGUACCAGGGGAGCAUGGAGAAGCUAAUUCAGAAUGUGAGAGAGGAUCUGGCUUUGCCUUCUCUUCCAAUUGUUCAGGUAGCAAUUGCAUCAGGGGAUGAGAAAUACUUGGAGAAAGUGAGAGAAGCACAACAAAGGAUUAAUAUCCCAAAUGUGGUAUGUGUGGAUGCCAAGGGAUUGCAACUCAAACAUGAUAAUCUCCACCUAACAACUCAAUCUCAAGUUAAGUUGGGCCAAAUGCUGGCUGAAGCCUACCUUAAGCAUUUUGCAUCAUCCUAAAAUUUCUUCACUUCAAAGGAAUUUAAUCUAUGUUCUCCACAUUCUGUUGUGUUUUGAAUUGUUUGCUUAUUCUUGGUCUUUGAUCUUUUCUGCAUGCAACUUUUUCUUCUCUCCAAUUCCGUCUUCUCAAUUAUGUUAUGUCUUUGAUUUUCUACCUUGCUAGUUCAACACCUUCAAUGGGUAUCUGUUUUCCAUUGUGUUUGAUUAUGAUUGUUGUGGGUUCUUGUAGUGUGAUAGACUACUCAAUAAAUAUAUCACCCGCUUCACAAGUGUGUUUA